AUGGCUUACCUACAAUCUAUGCCAAAAUCUGAAACCAUUAAGUUGCGUGAAAAACAUGUUGGAGCCGCCUGUCAGUUGUUUUUCCGUUCGUCCCCACUGAAAAUCGUUCGCGGCAUUGCCCAGUUCAUGUAUGACGAGACGGGCGAAAGAUAUCUAGAUUGCAUCAAUAACGUUGCACAUGUUGGACAUUGCCAUCCCCAUGUGGUUGAAGCGGGCAGGAAUCAGAUGUCACUUAUAUCGACCAACAACCGAUAUCUCCACGACGAGUUGGUGAUAUUGGCGGAGAGGCUGGUGAAGACCAUGCCCGAACGCCUUUCCGUCUGCUUCUUCGUCAACUCCGGUUCAGAGGCCAAUGACCUCGCGCUAAGAUUGGCCAGGGUCCACACGAAGAGGAAUGACGUCAUCACUCUAGACCACGCGUAUCAUGGGCACCUAACGUCUAUGAUUGAUGUCUCUCCCUACAAACUGAACCUACCAGGAGGGCCAGAGAAGCCAGAGUGGGUUCACGUGGCACCAGUUCCUGACACGUAUCGGGGAAAGUACACUUUGCCAAAGGACUCCCAAUCGGAAGAGGCGCUCGGUCAGAUGUACGCUGAGGAAGUUGGCAAGAUUUGCAAAGAGAUCACGGACAGGAGCGGUGGCGUCUGCGCCUUCAUAGCGGAGAGUUUGCAAAGUUGCGGCGGACAGAUAAUCCCGCCGGACGGCUACCUGAAACGUGUUUUUGAGUAUGUCCGUGAGGCCGACGGCGUGUGCAUUGCCGAUGAGGUGCAAGUGGGCUUCGGUCGAGUGGGCACCCACAUGUGGGCAUUCGAGACGCAGGACGUGGUUCCCGAUAUCGUGACGAUGGGCAAGCCUAUGGGCAACGGGCACCCCGUGGCAGCCGUUAUCACGACCCCUGAAAUCGCCAAGAGCUUCGCGGACACUGGAGUUGAAUACUUCAAUACGUAUGGCGGCAAUCCUGUGUCGUGCGCAAUAGCGAACGCUGUACUCGACGUCAUAGAGGAAGAGAGGCUCUUAGAGCGGGCGGAGAGAGUCGGCAAUCACUUGCUCGCGCGCUGUGAAAAGUUGAGGCACAAGCACCGGUUAAUCGGUGACGUCAGAGGCAGGGGACUGUUCGUCGGCGUGGAACUAGUGACGGACAGGGAGAGGAGGACCCCGGCUACGGCGGAAGCGAAACACGUCGUUAAUCGAAUGCGGGAAGAAAAAAUCCUCAUCAGCCGCGACGGACCAGACAGCAACGUACUGAAAUUCAAACCGCCCAUGGUAUUUUCCACUCAAGAUGCCGACAGGCUCGUCGAUACCUUAGAUAGAGUGCUCGCCGAGUUAAUUGAAAGAAUACCAGUUACGAAUAUAAAACUAGAGGUUAUGGUAACACCACUGAAUGAUGAAAAGAAGAAAACUGACAACGUUUUAAAUAGUAAUAUAAAACAAAGCAUUAAAGCCAUG
This is a messenger RNA of Iphiclides podalirius (scarce swallowtail), 1446 nucleotides long. The record is from the annotation of a GenBank genome assembly. NCBI's taxonomy places the organism in Eukaryota, Metazoa, Arthropoda, Insecta, Lepidoptera, Papilionidae.